UAAUCGUUUCGCAUGGUUGGUGUCGGAUUGGCUUCUCAACAUCGUGGUCUAAGGAUUUAAAUUGUUCCCGAUGGCUCCCGAUGUCGCGUUGGAAUCUCUACGCCGCCUUGGUCAGCGGUGGAAGCAAUACGAGAAGGCAGGCAAGUGGGUGUAUGGACAGCACCCAGGCUUCUGGUGCACAGGGUAUGCGUUCUGGGAGUUGCAUUCUGAAGCUCCCGACUUGUUCCUUCACCUGGUUCGAUCGGAUCGGGUCUGUUUCAACAGUGAUCUGAACCACCGCAAGCUCGCAUAUGACUGCGCGGCACCGUCGAGCACUUCGUUCGAUAUGGCCAUCGGCCCGAUGGCAAGCUCUGCCGGAGGACAAAAAGUUGCCGCUGUCGUUAUUCUCUCUGAGGGUCGUCCGGGAAAGAAGGUUCGAUUUGCGUAG
Messenger RNA from Mycena citricolor, 427 nucleotides. The record is from the annotation of a GenBank genome assembly. Lineage: Eukaryota; Fungi; Basidiomycota; Agaricomycetes; Agaricales; Mycenaceae.